Molecule: messenger RNA, 1889 nt
Organism: Mercurialis annua (annual mercury)
Lineage: Eukaryota; Viridiplantae; Streptophyta; Magnoliopsida; Malpighiales; Euphorbiaceae
Product: stress response protein NST1
Exons: 7
Coding region: 109-1290 (393 amino acids)
Molecular function (GO): DNA binding
Source: RefSeq, a predicted model, not a curated record
CCCAACAGAGCCGGUUCUAACAUUGAACUCCUCCUCACUUCUAAUCUCCCUCCAUUUCCUUUCCUUAUCCUUCCUGGAUAUAUUAUUGCAAUUAUUAGUAGUAUUCAAAUGAAAACGAUGGCGUAUCCUGCAAUUUGUUCACUUCUCUUACAAAAUUGUUUCAAAGACUUUCCUCACUCAACAUUCUGGAGAUUUUCUGCUGCAUAUCCAUCAAACAACAACACUGUGUUAUUGCCCACUCUUAAUUAUGUUUUACAAUGUACAAAUUCGAAUUGUCGUUUUCAUUGUCAAUUGCCAAUUUUGGGCUCUUUUCGACCAAGACUUCAAAUUAAACGACAACAACCGUAUUUUCGGUUACCACAGUGUCAUCAGGAUUCGGUGGAUUCUGUUGUUGAAACAUUGAACGAUAAUGAUAAUGACAAUCCUCCGCAAAGGCGAAGAAGAAGAAGAAGAAGAAAAGCACAUGGUAAUAAGGGAAAAGUGCCAUGGAAUAAGGGCAAAUCACAUUCUCCAGAGACUCGUGUGCUUAUCAGGCAGAGAACAUUAGAGGCAUUGAGAGACCCUCAGAUUAGAAAGAAAAUGGCGGAACAUCCUCGUUCUCACAGUGAUGAGAUCAAGAGAAAAAUAGGCUUUGCACUUAGACAACUUUGGGACAAGCGUUUGAAAUGGAAAAGGCUAAGAGAGAAAUUCUUUCUGUCUUGGACUAGAAGUGUCGCAGAAGCAGCUAGGAAAGGAGGUAUCGGUCAACAAGAGCUAGAUUGGGAUAGUUAUGAAGCGAUAAAAGAAGACAUAACUCUACAAGAGCUCCAGACAGAAAUGGACAAGGCAAUGCAAAAGGAACUAGCGGGGAUAAAUGCUAAGAGAAAGGCUGAGAGAGCAACCAAAGCAAAAGAAGAAAAAAUGGCUAGGCUCGCUGAAAAGAGAAAAGAACGGGAAGAGAAAGCAAAGGCUAGAUUAGCAGCAAAGAGAAAGUCGAGCAAAAAAUUAAAGGAAAGUUCAGAAGAUGGGUCGGUUAUCCAAGAGCUGUCUCUUGGACAAAGGUUAACAAAGAUUCGCCUAAAGAAGUCCAUGAAAAAUCAUGCAACUACUCAACAAGAAGCAUUGAUAUCCCACAAUCCAGCUUGGAAGAAAUUGGAUGCUGAGCUUAUGAAGAAAGAAAAAGUUCAAAGGGAAGUCUCAUUUGCAGAUCAGAUUGAAGCUGCCAAAAACAGAAGAUUAGAAUCUGUUGGAAGGAAAGUUUUGGCAGAACCUUCUAGUGAUAAUGUUUUUGUGGGGAGGUCAAUGGUUUAAGCCAUAAGUUACAUUAUGUGCAUGCCAGCAGUAAACGUUGCAAUCAUCGAGGAAAAGGCAAAACAAAGGUCGGUCUGAAACUUUUUGAUCUAUCAUGUGCACAUAUUCAAAUUGAGGACAGAGUUCAUUAACUAUCGGGGACAAAGAAAUUGAAGAAUGAUACAGAUUAUUCUGUGCCGAGUAUGUAUGAUAUUUGAGUUAGUUUUGAGGUACAUAGCACUUUUGCAGAAUUCCUAUCAUGCUAAGUUUAUAUGUGGAUAAUGAAGUAAUGAAUUGCAUUUCAUUAUUAAUUUUAGGGGUAAUGUUAAAUUCAUAAACUGUAUAUGUUUUUUUAAUUUCAUCACGAACUUUAAUUGUCUCAAUUGUAUGUAUAAAUUUUUAUUUUUCUUAAUUCGAUGCAUAUGUUGACAUGUCACUCAUUCUAGGUGAAUGUCAUUUUUAAGGCACAUCAUCAUAUUAAGACAUCGUGUAUCGAAUUGAAAAAAAAAGAGUAGAACUCCAUGCAUACAAUUGGGACGUUUUAAAGUUCGUGAUUAAAUUGAGAAAACGGGUAUAGUUUAUGAAUUUUUACAGUAUAACCUCUUAAUUUUAUCGAUCAA